AUGGCGUCGACUGUUGAAGUCGAAGUUAUACGUGUUUUUUUCUUUCUAUAUUCUUCCGGAAAGCUGAGUCAGAUUCUGACAAGAGACGGUCGACAGAAUUCGCCGCGUCGCCUGGAAAGCAAUCAGCAGCACGUGUCGGAGCUGCAGAAAACUGCAAACAAGUUGCAAGAACUCUGCAUGAAAUUGGCAGAAAAGGACAUUUCUGCGUCAGACGCGAGCAGGUGCGAUGCUUCCGAGCCCCAGUCGUGUUUCUGCUGCUCGUCGCGGAACGGAGUCUCGGGUGAACAUCAGAUGCUCAAGGGCGGGAUCAGAAGUGGGUCCAAGAUCCUCGUCAAGUUCUCUUCGGACACUCGUCAGUGUCGGUCACAAUGUCACGGCCUCGGGAACGUCAUUGACGGAUGCGUCGAGAAAGAAUCUCGAGUUUCGUACAAGGCUUGUUCCUGGGAACGCUGCCAUUCCGAUAAACCUGAAGAAUUCCAUAUGACCGGAGAAGUUCUUGAGCCCUCGGCUCGGCAAAGCAAAACUUUGUCACCGGAUCCCGAGAAAACGAGUCCCACUGAAAAUAAAAUCUCCACGCUAUUCACCAUGUACGAAGAAUGCAAAAAAUACCUGGAAACUUUGGAGCAUCGCGUUUCGCGCGAAUUAUCUUCGCGGAAGGAAGGAAGCAGCAGCAGCUGGCAAAUGAAUCGUCGACACCAAUCCUCGUCUUCGCCUUCAAUCGACGGCGUGCAUGUGACACAUUCAUUCACGGUGUUAUCGGGGUCAGUGUCGAGUCGAGAGUCUUUGUGUGAGCGAGAAAGUCGCGAAGACGUGCUUCGUAUGAAUGGUUUCGAGUCUCCGGACACUAGCGAAAUUUUUGUUCGACACUCGAUUGAGUCAUUGAGACCCGGGAAAACAUUCGCAAAACCUGAAUGGAAAGCCCAUCAACAAGAAACUGAGUUGGAUAAGUACAAAGACAGCAUCAGCAGUGAAUCAUCCAAGCCUGGAAUCAAUUCAGUGUCACCAUCCACGGUCCAAUGUUCAGGUGAAGACGACCGAAAAAAAUUACCAGGAAAACCAGUGCGUAAUUUGAUCAAGAGCGGCGUUAACGAGGAUAUUCACCAUGUAUCAGUUGACGAUACUGCAGCGAAACUCGAGUCUUAUCCAUGUGCGCAUCCGGAAAAUUCUGAAGAGGCCACAACUGUGUCGCUGACUUUGAAAGACGAUCCCAAGUCGGAAGUCUUGCCAAAUCCUUCCAUUAGGAAUCCCCAGCGAGUGAUAGACGCUGAGCGAGUCAUGCCACGAACCACGACGAGCCCAGACAUGGACUCGGACCUGGACGAGUGGGACGACAUCCAGUCCCUGCUGCUGACGGACAGCAGGAACAACCGACGGCGCCCUCAUCCGUCCGGAAUCAUCAACAAAAACACCACCAGCAGCAACAGCAACGCCCUGACAGCCGCCUGCAAAGUGGACGUCAGCAGAUCCGCGGGGCUCGAGCAGGAUUUGCCAGUCCUCUUGGCCCAGCCCGGGAUCCAGAUCGUUAGCAAAAAGGAUAGCGUUCCCGGGACGCCGUAUUUUCUGCCGACUGCGUCCGCCCCGAGCAUUGGCCCACUUUUGCAAAGCUUGCUGCACAAUCCCGCGUGCGCCUUUUACUUCGAUUCCGAGUGCGCUGAUCACGUGCCCAAGGGAUCCCUGUGCAGUUAUCUCAGCGGGUUCAAUAGGUUCGUGUGGGGCCAUGAGAAACGGCUGGCGUUUUACCCGGAAAAGCUUCUGAAUGCCCUGGACGCGCGUUCCGCGUCAUCAACGUGGUCCCCCACGGAGUUGAUGUGGAACUUGAUGCAAGGCUGUGCGACGGAUAUUGCGGAUUUCGAGUCCAAGCGGCUGCAAAUCGGAUUGGAUCCCAGCGUACCCAGGUUCCGAACCCAAUUCUUCGGGCAGGUCACUAUCCGCGCUUCGUGUCCGGACUGCGAUUUCCGCGUGGAGACGAAAUCUGACGUAUUGCAGAGGUCACAUCCGGAUUUCUACUCUGACCCGGCAGUGUGGGCGGAGAAGGUCAGGAGUGACCUGCAGUCGACGCUUUCCUCGCCGCCGCCGGGGGCGACCAAGAAUCUCUGCGACCACCGGCGACUCCACAUCGCCGCGGGGGAAUGCGAACCCCCGGCCUGUCUCUGCGUUGACAUCCCGCCGGGUUGCACUGCGACCUCGGUGCCCAUGGUGCUGGAGUUUCCGGCUGCGGGCUCGGGUCCGAACCAGCAACCGGAGACCUAUGACCUAAUCAGCGUUAUGUAUGGCAAGAAGAUCAACGCCUCUCAGCCAACGACGAACCUUAUAAAAUCGGCUGUUGUUGCGGUUUCUGCCAUUAAAAAGUUGCAGUUCGUGUAA
Molecule: messenger RNA, 2364 nt
Organism: Notodromas monacha
Lineage: Eukaryota; Metazoa; Arthropoda; Ostracoda; Podocopida; Cyprididae
Source: the annotation of a GenBank genome assembly